Vanrija pseudolonga is the source of this 4110-nucleotide messenger RNA. It is a transcript of the gene cnd1, whose product is annotated as Condensin complex subunit 1. Gene Ontology annotation, biological process: mitotic chromosome condensation; mitotic cell cycle; meiotic chromosome condensation. The coding region runs from base 1 to 4110 and encodes 1369 amino acids. Gene Ontology annotation, molecular function: histone binding. NCBI's taxonomy places the organism in Eukaryota, Fungi, Basidiomycota, Tremellomycetes, Trichosporonales, Trichosporonaceae. The transcript has 9 exons. Gene Ontology annotation, cellular component: condensed chromosome, centromeric region; nucleus; condensin complex. The record is from RefSeq and is a predicted model, not a curated record.
AUGGACAACUACAACCUCCAGGAGGAGCUCCUGUCGCUCUCUUCCGACCCAUCAAUCUACCCCAUCCGCAAUGAGCUCGACAUUCCCGACCUCUCGUCGUCCACGAUCGACGAGCACCUCUCGAUGGCCAUCGAGGCGGUGGUGAACGACCCCGACGUUAUCCUGCACUCGCCCGACCAGACGAUCGACGUCUUCGCCUCGGUCCUCAAGCAUGCCGACGCACCGACCGUCAACGGCGCCGUCCUCCAGAAGACGCUCGACGCCAUCUGCUCGGGCAUGAGCCACCACGCGACGGCUGUCAUGGCCCUCGUUGCCCCUGGCAACGACGAUCUUGACGCUCCCCUCCAGCACAAGACCCAGCUCGAGCUCUGGGCCUUCCUCAUGCAGUGGUUCGUCGCCGCGGCCGAGAAGGGCGCGGGCCGCCAGCCCGGUGAGGAGGCGGUCGCUACGAAGGCCCGCGGCGGUGCCAAGGGCAAGAAGACCACCAAGGCGGCAGCUCAGCCUACGUCGUUUGUUUGGGUCGACCACUUGCCGCUGGUGCUCAACACUAUGCACCGCGCACUCCGCCUGCCGACGUCGCGCAUCUGGCGUACCUCGUCGGAGCGCGAGGCUUUCGUUUCGUGCUUCACCAAGCCUGCGUACCAGCUUGCCGAGGCUGAAGCCUACCUCAAGGUUAACGACAUCCGCCUCGGUGUCUACAAGGUCAUCUGCUUGGCUGUCAAGUUCCAUGGUCACGCCUUCGGCGCCCAGACCAGCAUCGUCCAGAACCUCACCUACUUUGAGCACCUGUCCGAGCCCAUGGCCGAGCUGCUCGCCAUUCUGGAGAAGGAGUUCGACUACCCUCAGCUCGCUGAGGAGGUUCUCCGUGAUGUCGCUGGCAAGACCUUCUCUCACACCGACGCCAAAGGCCCCCGCUCUUUCUCGCGCUUCCUCGUGCGCCUUGCCGAGCUGAGCCCCCGCGUCGUCCACAAGCAGAUGCCGUUACUGCUCACGCAUCUCGACAGUGAUGCUCACCCCAUGCGUAUGGCUAUCGUCGAGAUCAUUGGCCUGCUCAUCAAGGACCUGUCCAUGGCAGAGGACGGCGACGAGGAGCAGAAGAAGAAGCAAAUUAAGCGCUUCUUCGAGAUCCUGCUCGAGCGCUUCCUCGACCUCAACUCCUAUGUGCGCUCCAAGGUGCUCACCACUCUCAUCAAGCUCUGCGACCUCCCAGUCAAGUUCCCCAAGCAGCGUGCGCAGAUUGCCGAGCUUACCAUCCGCACCCUCGAGGACAAGACUUCAUCCGCCCGUCGUUACGCCAUCCAGCUGCUCUGCAAGCUGCUCGAGACCCACCCCUUCGGAGCCCUCCACGGUGGUACACUCAACCUCCCAGAGUGGCAGGAGCGUUACGACAAGGUCUGCGUUGAGCUCGAGAAGGUCGACACCCAGGAGAUGGAGAAGGCUCGCCGUGAUGCCGGCAUGGACGACGAGGAUUCCGAUGAGGACUCCGACGAAGAAGAGGAGGAGACUGCUGAGGAGGACGCCGAAGAGGACGAAGAGGCCGACGACGAUGACUACGAGGGUGAUGAGGAUGCGGACGAAACCGAAGGCACUCCCAAGCCCAAGCCCAAGAAGGUCAAGAAGGAGAAGAAGGAGCGAAAGCCCCGCAAGUCUCAGAUCGACAUGGCUGCCGUCGAGGCCGAGCAGUCGUCGCUUGACGCCGAAGCCGUCAUGCGCCUUAGACUUACCAAGAAGUACUACUCGGACGCCCUGCGAUUCAUCAACCAGAUCGAGUCAUCGAUCCCGACACUCUGCCAGCUGCUCGUCAGUACCAACAAGACCGAGGUGCUUGAGUCGAUGCGUUUCUUCCGCACCGCCUACGAGUACAACAUUGCGUCAUCUGAGCAAGGUAUCAAGACCAUGCUUCACCUCAUUUGGACCAAGGACGUCAAUGCUACUACCGACGAGGGUACAGAGACUCGCAGCAUCCGUGGCAACCUCAUCGACGUCUACCGCAGCUUGUACUUUGACGUCGUGCCCGACCUCACGCCCAAGCAGCAGGUCAACCGUAUCGCCAAGAACAUGAUUGAGCGGACAUACGGUGCCACACUCGCCGAGCUCACGUCUCUUGAGGAGCUUAUGCGCACAAUGAUGCUCGACGGCGGUGUCCACCCUGAUGUCAUCAACAAGCUCUGGCAGGUGUACAGCACCGAACAGGAAAUCCCCAAGGCCCAGCGCCAGGGUGCUAUCAUUAUCCUUGGCAUGCUUGCUGUUGCCAAGCGGGAGAUUGUCGCUGAUCGUGUUGAGGCGCUUCUCAAGAUUGGACUCGGCCCUCAUGGCAUGAACGACCUUGUUCUCGCUCGCUACACUUGCAUUGCGCUUCAGCGCCUUGGUGGCAGUGCCAAGAAGGUCAAGGGUUCGCUUGCCGACAAGACGAUGCGCCUCCCAAUGGACAACCCGGUGUUCGUCAAGCUCCAGAACGUCAUCGAGCACGCUUCUCGUUCGCCUCAGUGGUUUGGCAUGGCUGAGCAGGCGGUCAACACCAUCUACCUGCUUGGCCAGCAGCCCGAUGCUCUCUGUGGUCAGAUCAUCAAGGAUCUGACUGCGAGGGUCUUCGCUAAGACCGCUGCCGUGGAAGCUGCUCCGGAGCCUGAGGCGACCCAGGAGGCUGGAGAGUCGCCUGCGGAGACGGCGCCGUCUGUUGACGGAACAGAGGUGACUGACGCCGCGUCCACACAAGGCGAGGCUGUCGUGCCCAAGGAGCCCUCCAAGGACGAGAUUGGUGCCUUCAAGCUGGCCCAGCUGGUGUUUGUCGUCGGCCACGUCGCCCUCAAGCACAUUGUCUACCUCGAGCUUGUCGAGCGCGAGUUCAAGCGCCGCAAGGAUGAGAAGGCGAAGGAGAAGGCAGCCGAGAAGGCCAAGGAGAAGGACGGAGGCAACGACCUCGAGGCGGUUGCUGGUAAUGCUGAGGACGACAUUGGUGACCUCAUCGCCAACAUCCGUGAGAAGGAGCUUCUGUAUGGCGAGAAGAGCCUGCUUGCUCUCUACGGCCCGAUGAUUGCCGCCAUCUGCGCCAGUCCCAAGCGCUACAGGGUAGGUUUCUGCCACAAGUACAAUACUGACCGUCAGUCACCCACUCUUCGCGAGGCCGCUGUCCUUGCCCUCACCAAGUUCAUGUGCGUCAGCUCUGCCUUCUGCGAGGCCCAUCUUCUCCUGCUCUUCAAGAUCCUCGAGACCAGCCGCGACCCCAUUGUUCGCAGUAACAUUGUGAUCGCCCUCGGAGACAUUGCGGUCUGCUGGGGCAGCUUGAUCGACGACAACUCUGAGCGCCUCUACCAGGGCUUGACAGACCCCGACCCGAUUGUCAAGAAGAACACGCUCAUGGUCCUGACCCAUCUUAUCCUCAACGGUAUGAUCAAGGUCAAGGGCCAGCUCGGCGAGAUGGCCAAGUGCCUCGAGGACCCCGACCAGCGAAUUGCCGACCUCGCCAAGCUCUUCUUCUCCGAGCUCAGCACCAAGGACAAUGCUCUGUACAACAACCUCCAGGACGUCAUCUCGCACCUGAGUAUCGGUGCCCACGCCGUCGACGAGGAGACGUUUGAGAAGACGAUGCGCUUCAUCUUCAAAUUUAUCGAGAAGGAGAAGCAGGCCGAGGCUAUUGUCGAGAAGCUCUGCCAGCGAUUCCGUCUGGCCACUGAGGAGCGCCAGUGGCGUGACAUUGCAUUCUGCUUGUCGCUUCUGCCGUUCAAGUCGGAGCGGUCCAUGAAGAAGCUCAUCGAGGCACUGCCAUUCUACCAGGACAAGCUGCACGAGGAGACUGUGUUCCGGCGCUUCACAGAGAUUCUCGCCAAGGCUCGUGCCAACAAGGGAGCUGGCAAGCCGGAGACUGAGCUCAAGGAGUUCGAGGCCAUUCUCUCUGAGCACCAGGCCAAGGGCCUCGAGGAGCAGGCUCUCGAGGCUGAUGUGGCAAAGAAGACCAAGGCGGCGAAGCGGCGUGCUGCUAAGCGGCCACAGGCUGCCGAGCCCAAGGCACGGCCAAAACGUGGCGGUGAGUGCACCUGCGUGUUGUGGAACCAUACUGACAAGCAAGGACGGCGGCAGGUGGUCGAGAGUGAGGAAGAGGAAGAGGAGUGA